This is a messenger RNA of Pelecanus crispus (Dalmatian pelican), 936 nucleotides long. The record is from RefSeq and is a predicted model, not a curated record. NCBI's taxonomy places the organism in Eukaryota, Metazoa, Chordata, Aves, Pelecaniformes, Pelecanidae.
AUGCAUCGAAGGCACACAACCCUUCGGGAGAAGGGCCGGAGGCAAGCCAUCCGGGGCCCAGCCUACAUGUUCAAUGAGAAAGGCACCAGCCUGACUGCAGAAGAGGAACGUUUUCUCGAUUCUGCAGAAUAUGGCAACAUUCCUGUUGUGCGAAAAAUGCUGGAGGAAUCCAAAACCUUGAACUUUAAUUGUGUCGAUUAUAUGGGACAAAAUGCCCUGCAGUUAGCUGUAGGGAAUGAGCAUCUGGAAGUGACAGAGCUCCUCCUCAAAAAGGAGAAUCUCGCUCGAGUUGGAGACGCGCUUUUGUUAGCCAUCAGUAAAGGAUAUGUGCGCAUUGUAGAAGCAAUAUUGAACCACCCAGCCUUUGCACAAGGACAGCGUCUCACACUCAGCCCCCUUGAGCAGGAACUGAGAGAUGAUGAUUUUUAUGCCUACGAUGAAGAUGGAACUCGGUUCUCCCAUGACAUUACACCUAUCAUACUUGCUGCCCACUGCCAGGAGUAUGAAAUUGUUCACAUCUUGCUUCUAAAAGGCGCACGGAUUGAAAGGCCACAUGACUAUUUUUGCAAGUGCAAUGAAUGUAUUGAGAAGCAGAGGAAAGAUUCCUUUAGUCACUCUCGAUCGAGAAUGAACGCCUACAAAGGAUUAGCCAGCGCUGCUUAUUUGUCUCUUUCCAGCGAAGACCCUGUCCUUACUGCUUUAGAGCUAAGCAAUGAAUUGGCCAGACUAGCCAACAUUGAAACUGAAUUUAAGAAUGACUAUAGGAAGCUAUCUAUGCAAUGCAAGGACUUUGUUGUGGGGGUGCUGGACCUGUGCAGAGACACCGAAGAGGUAGAGGCCAUUCUCAACGGAGACGUCAACAUUCAUCUGUUCCCUGAGCACCACCGGCCAAGUCUCAGCAGGAUUAAACUUGCUAUUAAAUACGAGGUCAAAAAG